GAGGCGAAGGGCAGAGUGGAGAUGGGCAGCAGACCGUGCAGCAAUCGUCAGUCGCUGGAAUUGGCUCCAAGCCCAUGUCUCGGACCUGGAAUACCGAAUCCGGCAGCAAACGGACAUUUACAAGCAGAUUAGAGCCAAUAAGGGGCUGAUAGUUCUUGGUGAAGCAUCACCCCCUGAUCCUGCAGUAGAUGAUGCAUCCCGUCCCGUUAGUGCUGAAGUUAAGCUGGAGCCUGGGGCUGACCGGCUGAGUGUUUCUGGAUCCCAGCCACUAGAGAACUUGGGUAUUUCUGCUGCAAAUACUCCUGAAUCCCAUCCCGCCAAGCCCUGUGGAGCACCAAGACCCGUCAAUGGAGUUAUUAACACUCUUCAGCCUGGCCUGGCAGAACAUGCUCAGGGAGAUGGCCAGGAAGCUGAGGAGCUCUUGCAUAAAAAGCAACGACUGAACAUGGUUUCUUCAUCUUCGGAUGGAACAUGUGUAGCAGCUCGCACUCGCCCAGUACUGAGCUGUAAGAAGCGACGGCUUGUUCGACCUAGCAGCAUUAUGCCCCUUUCCAAAAAGGUCCAUCGUAAUAACCUGGUGCGAUGUAGCUGUGACGUGAACCCUUCAUGUGCUCUGUGUGGCACUCGAAGCUCAACAACUCUGGAAAUCCAGUACGAUGCUCCUUUGCUGGAGCGCCUCUCCCAACUGGACUCAUGUAUUCAUCCUGUCCUAUCAUUCCCAGAUGAUGUGCCGACAAGCCUGCACUUCCAGAGCAUGUUGAAAUCUCAGUGGCAGAACAAACCCUAUGAGAAAAUUAAACCUCCCAAAAAGCUCUCGCUCAAGCACAGAGCCCCCAUGCCUACCAGCAGCCUGUCUGACCCUGCUCGCAAGGACCGCCACAAGCUGGUGAAUUCGUUCUUCACUGCAGCCAAGCGCUCACAUCAAAAAAUCCAACCAGACAAGGCACACAGGCCGCCUUUAGACGAUUUUACGGCCAUGGCCAAGGCCGAGAGAGCGCCAGAGCGCUCGCUUGUCCAGCCUCCUGCCUAUGACAAAAAGCGAUUGCGAGACUGCUCAUCUGAGAGGAGUGAAGUGUUGAAGCAUCACACGGACGUUGGUGGCCCAAGCUACUUGUCAGCAGCUGUGACCCCUACACCUCACAGCCCUAUAGCGCGGCAACUGUCCACCUCCUCGGAAGGCUCCGCUCCUGCCAGCACAAGUUCACAGGGCACCUCCAGCACAGCUCAGCCAAGGAGGAGGAGAGGCGAAAGUUCAUUUGAUAUUAACAACAUCGUCAUCCCGAUGUCCGUUGCUGCAACGACUCGUGUGGAGAAACUGCAGUACAAAGAGAUCCUCACACCCAGCUGGCGUGAAGUGGAUAUCAGUGCUCUGAAAGCGAACCCUGAUGAAGACAAUGAGGAGAUUGAGGACUUGUCUGAUUCGGCCUUCGCUGCUCGGCAUAGCAAGUGUGAAGAGAUGGAGCGGGCCCGGUGGCUUUGGAGCACGAGCAUGCCCCCGCAGCGGCGGGGCAGCAGGUCUUACAGAUCGACGGACGGACGGACGACCCCCCAGCUGGGGAACCCCUCGACUCCCCAGCCGGCAUCCCCUGAGGUGGGCAACUGCCACUCACAUUUGGAGCUGUCCCACACCCACUCACCGCGCAGCCCCAUCAGCCCCGAACUGCUCUCUGCUCCCCUCACCCCCCUCUCCCGUGACUCCAUGCGGCUUCUGUCCAGUGAGGACACCCGUUGCUCCACGCCCGAGGCCGGCCUCGAUGAGCAGGCUGUGCAGCCGUGGGAGCGACGCACCUUCCCGCUCUCGUACGACCCCAGGACAGAGUGCGAGGACCAAUCUGACCCCCAGGACCGGUCGUCGCGCUGCACCCGGCGCACGUCGGGCAGUAAAUCCUCCCGGGAGACCGAUGGCACUUCUCCUUUGCCCACCCUGGCCAGCCUCAAGAGCCGCCCCCCCCUGGUGACCCCCUCCUCCUCCUCUUCCUCUGCAGCAGUUCAGCGGCCAGCACACAGAUAG
Phaethon lepturus (White-tailed tropicbird) is the source of this 2011-nucleotide messenger RNA. It is a transcript of the gene KANSL1, whose product is annotated as KAT8 regulatory NSL complex subunit 1. The transcript is spliced from 13 exons. The annotation marks the transcript as partial. NCBI's taxonomy places the organism in Eukaryota, Metazoa, Chordata, Aves, Phaethontiformes, Phaethontidae. Gene Ontology annotation, molecular function: histone acetyltransferase binding. The record is from RefSeq and is a predicted model, not a curated record. Gene Ontology annotation, cellular component: NSL complex.